This is a messenger RNA of Dentiscutata erythropus, 1908 nucleotides long. NCBI's taxonomy places the organism in Eukaryota, Fungi, Glomeromycota, Glomeromycetes, Diversisporales, Gigasporaceae. The record is from the annotation of a GenBank genome assembly.
AUGGCAAAUCUCGAAAUUGAUCUGGAGAGUGUUCGGCAAGAUUACCGAGCGUCCUUACAAGAUUUGACGUUUAACUCAAAACCAAUAAUAACAAACCUAACUAUUAUUGCUCAAGAGAACUUACCGGCAGCAAGGGCAAUUGUACAAGCCAUUGAGGACCAAAUCAGAACUUGUCCGCCACCGCAUAAGCUACCCGUGUUAUAUCUCCUUGAUUCUAUUAGCAAAAAUGUUGGUGGUAUAUAUAUCCAAUUGUUCGCUCGAAACCUUUGCAAUACCUUUAUGGAUACGUAUGAUGUCGUAGAUCAACCGACGAAACAAAAACUUGAGCGAGUUUUAGCCACAUGGAAAAGUGGUCCAACAGGUGCACCAGUGUAUUCAACUGAAGUAACUGGUCAAAUCGAAAGAGCGCUACUGAAGCAGCAGAGGAUGCAAUCACGCGGAUCAAUAGAUGUCGGAAGGCAUAUUCAUAUUAAUCCUAAUUUCUUAAGUGGAGCUAUUGGUCAGAAUACUUUAGCAACUUACCAACAACAAGCACAGCAAUUACAACAAUCACAACAAAAUCAACAAUUACAAGUUCAGCCAGUUACCCAGGUUCAACCAGUCCAACAAACGACAAAUCAAUGGGUUGAUAACGCUAGGUAUAACAAUGGGAUAUCAGGAUACACUGCAGCGCCAAACCGACAAGGAUAUUAUACUCAGCAGUAUAAUACUAAAGCGCCCGCUCAACCGUUGCAACAAAGUCAAGUGUUUGCUCCUCCACCGGAUCAACAAAGACUUUUACAGGAAUGUCAGCAAUUGAUUGUUCAACACCAACAAUACGCUUUGCAAAAUCCCACAGACUUACAUAACCAAAAUCAACUUGGAAGUUUACAACAGCUCUCUGAAGCUAUUCAGAAAGCGCCUCUAACAAGUGAUCAAAUACAACAAGUUCGGCAAUUUUUUGCUACGCAGUUGUCUGUUCCCUCAGCAGCACCCACUCAAACUUCCAAUCUAACUCAUAGCCUUGCUGGUUCUAUUUCUUUUACCGUACCAAUUCUUAAUCCACCCGUUGCUACACCAGUUUCUAUGGCACCAUCAUCUGUGGUACCACCGUCCGUUUCAUCACAUGGCGCUCUUGUACCCGACCCAAACGCGCUGGUGAAAAAUUUGAUGGAUUUCGGCUUACUUGGAAGUGGAAACAUGGUUGGAGGUGCGGGUGGCACUGUUACAUCCGCUAAUGUAGGCGGAUUUGUUGGCGGAAAUACCCCUACUCCACCCCCGUCAGGUCCUACGGCUAGUGAUGCUCCUAUGCAUGUAAAUGAUUUAGAAAAAAUUCAAUUAACCAGCAAUGACAUCCAACGUAAGCGUGAUGGUGUUAUCGCAAUAUUAUAUGACGCUUUGCCCCUUCAAUGCAAGCAAUGCGGCUUUCGGUACGCCAGGAAUGAAGGAGGUAAGGCGAAAAUGGAUGCUCAUCUUGAUUGGCAUUUUCGCCAAAAUCGCAGGAUGAAAGAAAAGGCCAAGAAAGCACAGAGCCGAAGUUGGUUUGUUAGUGAAGAGGACUGGAUUCACUCACGUGAAGCGGAAAUAAAAAGUACACAAUCGCCAGCUUUUUUUGACUUUGAAAACGCCAAUGCUGCUAAGGGCACGGUGGCUUCGCAACCAAAAAAGGACGAGGUGGUCAAGGAAUCUACGGUUAUUGUUCCGCUUGAUCCUGAAAGAGCUGGUAGGCCUUGUACUAUUUGUCAAGAAAAGUUUCAGGUUUUCUGGAAUGAUGCAGAUGAAGAAUGGUUGUUUAGAAAUGCUAUAGAAGUUGAAGGUGUUAUUUAUCACGCAACUUGUCAUGCAGAUGCUCUUAAGAAUCAAGAAAAUGCACAAUCAAGUGGCAAUGCAACAUCAAGUACUGUUCUUGGAAAACGAAAACCCGAUUCG